Messenger RNA from Rotaria socialis, 876 nucleotides. The record is from the annotation of a GenBank genome assembly. Lineage: Eukaryota; Metazoa; Rotifera; Eurotatoria; Philodinida; Philodinidae.
AUGUCUUUUCCAUCAUCAAAUUCUGAUCGAUACGUUUGCCAAACAGAAUUUUCUAUGGAUGAAAUAAAUGAUAUUGAUGAACGUACACAAACACAACAAAAUUUGACAACUAAUAAUAUCUCAACUAUGAUGUCGCCAUCUACGCUAAUGAAAAAUAUGGAAGAAAAAUCGACAGUAUCUACAUCUGCUGUAAAAGAAAAUAUUGAACCAUUACCAACAGUUGCACAACAUGAACUUGGUCCAAUUCAACGACCAAAUAAACUUUCAUGUCAACCAGCUAAACAAUCAUCAGUAUUUACUGAUUCUAUUGAAUCGCCCAAUACACCUGACGUACUCGUUCAAAUAAAUCAUCUUCUUGAUCGUCAAAAUAGUAUAUCAACAAAUUUGUCAACACCAAAGGUUCCCAUCAUAGCAAUUUCAUCAACCAGUAUUAAUGAGAUUUCAACUCCAAAUGUCUCGUGGACACCGUAUUCGCCAAUAGAAUGGGCAUCAAAAUAUGAUUCAUCAUGGCCAGAAAGCGCAAAUAUCUCUUUGGCGCGACAGCAAAUAUCAAGUGAAGAAGCAUUGAUAUGGCCAUCUACUAAAGAUACACAACGAAGUACUCAGUGGAAUGAACCUAUGUCACCUGCUGCUGUCCCAUCACAAACUGAAAUAGCAAAGCCAACAAAAAAUAAUUCUUGGUUAACAUUUUUACCAGUAUCUGAUCCAACUUCUGAUGAUAUUAUUACAUCCGAUAGACAAGAAAAUGAAAUAACUAAUCCAUUUUCGAAUUCUAAUGAAGCACAAGAAAAUUCAUCAGCAUCAUGGUGGCCUAAAGUGUCAUCUAGCGAAAAAAAUGCUGAUACUGAUCGAUCUCGAUGGGAUUUUGCUCGUUAA